AGAAUCAGCCAAAUCCAGACUGAGGGAUUCAGGAGCUUAGCUUAGCUCAGGGACUCAACAUUGCUACAGGUCCUGGCUCUUAGCUUCGCAGACUGAUUCUUGACGGUUGAUCCCCAUCCGCAGUAAGCGGAACAGCCUGGUGCAAACCUGAGACUCUCCGUGUAUUGUGUUCGCUGGUCGACUUCCGGCUUGGCUGCCACCCAUGGCGUUCUCGCGAGGGCUUUUCCGCGCAGCAAGCGCCGCGAAGAGGGCGCAGAAGGAUGGGAGCUUUUCACGGCUGUUUAAUCAGGCGUUUCGGCCGUUGACCACGGAGCUGCACGCGAAGCUGCAGGAGGUUGUGCCGCAGCAGCAGGAGCGCAUCCGCCAGAUCAAGUCGCACUAUGGCAACCUGUCCAUGGGCAAGGUCACUGUCAACAUGGCGAUCGGAGGCAUGCGAGGAGUGAAGGGCCUGGUGUGGGAGACAUCUCAGCUCGACCCCGAGCAGGGCAUCAAGUUCCGCGGGUACAGCAUCCCCGAGUGCCAGCACCUGCUGCCCAAGGCGGUGAUCGACGGCGAGCCCAUGCCCGAGGGGCUGCUCUGGCUGCUGCUGACAGGAGAGGUGCCCACCAGGGAGCAGGCGGCCACAGUGACGCAUGAGCUGCACGAGCGAGCCAAGAUGCCCGAGUACGUGCACACCGUGCUCAACGCCCUGCCGCGCGACAUGCACCCCAUGACGCAGCUGUCCAUCGGCGUCAUGGCCCUGCAGAAGGGCAGCCGUUUCGCACGCGCUUACCACGAGGGCAUGCCCAAAGCCAAGUACUGGCACCUGGCGUAUGAAGACGCGCUCGACUUGAUUGCCACUCUGCCUCAGGUGGCGGCGCACAUCUACCGGCACACGUUCAAGGAUGGCAAGAUCAUCCCGCCUAACGACAAGCUCGACUACGCUGCCAACUUCGCCCACAUGCUGGGCUUCAACGACCCCCAGUUCUACGACCUCAUGCGCCUCUACCUCACCAUCCACGCGGAUCACGAGGGAGGGAACGUCAGUGCACACGCCACCCAUCUGGUGGGCAGUGCUCUGUCCGACCCCUACCUCUCCUUCGCGGCUGGCCUCAACGGCCUCGCGGGUCCUCUCCACGGCCUUGCCAACCAGGAAGUGUUGCGCUGGCUGGAGGAAGUGAAGGCGGACGUGGGCGAGGAGGCGGGCAAGGACGAGCUGAGGGACUUCGUGUGGCGCACGCUGCAGAGCGGCAAGGUGGUGCCGGGCUACGGCCAUGCGGUGCUGCGAGUCACCGACCCGCGCUACAGCUGCCAGCGCCAGUUCGCCCUAAAGCACCUGCCACACGACCCCACGUUCAAACUGGUCUCGAAUCUCUAUGAGGUUGUUCCUCACAUCCUGCUCGAGACGGGCAAGGUGAAGAACCCCUGGCCCAACGUAGACGCUCACAGUGGCGUGCUGCUGCAGCACUACGGGCUCACCGAGGCCAGCUACUACACGGUGCUCUUUGGCGUCUCUCGAGCCAUGGGAGUGCUCUCUCAGCUGGUGUGGGAUCGCGCGCUGGGCUUCCCCAUCGAGCGGCCCAAGAGCAUCACGCUAGACUGGAUCGAGGAGUUUGCGUCGGACAAGGCGCACGAGAAGGAGCAGCAAGAGCUGCACGACCACAAGCACGGGCAUGACCACAAGCAUGCACACUAGAACGAGACUACGGCAUGCGUUAUGUUCUUGAGAAUUCUCAGAAGCAGCGGCGGCUGCAACGGCAACGGCACAGGCAUCGUCGCCAUCGCCUUCACCUCCCAUCCCCCCUUCACCUCCCAUCCCCCCUUCACCUCCCAUCCCCCCUUCACCUCCCACAACUCUCCCAACUGCUGGUCGCACCACACCAUACCCACCCUCCACUCCACAGUCCUGCCUCCACUCGGCCCACCCCGCCUCGCCUCUACACUCCCUACGAGUUGAGUUGGCUUUUGAGAGUUCUCAAGAACCACCACGCUUCUCCUCCACUCCCGUGCCCUGCCAACCAUCCGCCUCUCAUCCGCACACUCGCGUACCAUGCCAUGACAUGCCAUGCCAGCUGUCGUUGCAUUCUGCUCUGCUUUUCCACUGCCUACGCCCCGGACAUAGUCACCCGAGAGACCCAUUCGCCGUAGUCACGCAGGCCAUGGGGUGGGGAUGCACUGUUAUUGUCACAUUCUACAUUCUUCUUCCCUGGGUUCAUUCCCUGCUUUCCAACUCUAGCUAGCACAGCUCGAUCUAGCUUCCAAUCCUGCUAUUUGUAGGAGCUCUGAGCGAGCAGCAUUGCCCUGAACACGUAGUAUAAAACUGGCAAUAGAUGAUACUUGAUGAACUGCACGCUAGCUCGAACUCGCGCUACUUUUAUGUACAUAAAGGACAAGCACAAAU
Molecule: messenger RNA, 2380 nt
Organism: Closterium sp. NIES-67
Lineage: Eukaryota; Viridiplantae; Streptophyta; Zygnematophyceae; Desmidiales; Closteriaceae
Source: the annotation of a GenBank genome assembly